CUGUGAUGGUUCUGAAUGAUAUUGGAAAGGUUAAAUCAAGCAUAAUGGCAACUAAUGGUAUUAUGCACAUCAUUGAUACUGUACUAACACCAGACAUACCUGAGGCCCAGAAUUCAACACUCAAAGAUUGUUUAUUUUGGAAUAAUUACACAACACUGGUUGAUAUGAUGAUGUCGGCGGACAUGUUUGAUAUGUUGGACGAUCCAGUUUACAAACCGUUUACCAUAUUUGCACCCAGUAACCAAGCUUUCAGUAACUUAGCAUCUGACAAGAAACAAGAACUUGAAAACAAUGUCGACGUACUACAAGAAUAUUUACAAUAUCACAUAGUUACAGAUGAAAAGAUUAAUUUUUCUGAAAUGGUUUUAAGCACUGGGGACUUGACAUUACUGUCACUCCAAGGAUCUACACUGUUUGCAGGAUGUGCAAAGGAUAUU
This is a messenger RNA of Anneissia japonica, 437 nucleotides long. Its product is annotated as stabilin-2-like. The record is from RefSeq and is a predicted model, not a curated record. Lineage: Eukaryota; Metazoa; Echinodermata; Crinoidea; Comatulida; Comatulidae. The annotation marks the transcript as partial. The transcript has 3 exons.